AUGAAAGUAAACAUAUUGAAAGAAGAAGAAGCUAUUCAGACAGAAAAGAGAAAAAUAGAAGAAGAAUACGCUAAGAAAAUGAAAGAACUUGAAGCUCGAUCACUACAAAGAAGAAACCAACUAAUCGAUGUUAAAGAGGAAUUCAGAAGAAUACAAAUCAAAGCAGAAAAAGAGAUCGACAAGGAGCUUGGGCUAGAAGAGGACUAUGUCGACGGGCCAGAAUGCGCCGAUUCCGAGCAGAGCGAACAAAAACCAAGGAUCAAGACGGAGAACUAUAGCGGGUUUACGACUAAAGGCCAAGAAGAGACGCAGAGCGUGAAGGGCAAAACGUCGCCAGCGAUGGAGAUUGGCCAAGACCUUUGGAAGCAGCUGAAGAGAGUGUCAAUCCCUGUGUUCAACGGAGACAAAGCCAACUACGAGAAUUGGAAAGCAGCAUUCGAGGCAUGCAUCUACAAGGCACCAGCUACUCCAGAGUAUAAGCUACUCCAACUCAGACAAUAUUUGUCAGGAGAAGCACUCAAGACCAUAGCAAACCUCGGUCAUUCAGCGUCCGCUUACGACGCUGCAAAGAGCAGGCUGGAGAGGAAAUACGGCGGAAGAAGGAGGCAGAUCGCGCUGCAUCUUGAAGAACUUGAGAACUUCAAACCAGUAAGGCCAGGACACCCAAAAGAUAUCGAGAGAUUUGCAGACAUUUUGGACAUCGCAGUUGUUAACCUGAAGGAGGCUAGACGAUACGAAGAACUGGGUAAUGGAUCACUCUAUGCAAAGUUGCAGAAGAAAAUGACGGAGCAAAUGUUGGCACAGUACCACAGAUGGAUAUAUGAAAGAAGCAAAAUGGAAUGCGUAGAAACCUUACGAGAGUGGGUAAUACAAGAGGCGGAGUUCCAGACAAUAGCAGCCGAAACGCUACGUGGACUAUCAAGAAGCUCAUCUAGUACACAACGGAAAGAUCAGACAUAUUUUGGCCAACCAAGACAACAAAGCGGCUGCAAGGAUCAACAGAGAGACAGAAAUCGAGCAUGCAAGGUCUGCGGAGAAGGGCAUCCAGCUUGGUUAUGUGGCAAGUUUAAAGCUAUGGCAGUACCAGAGGUGGGAAACAGCCAAGCAACACAGUUUGUGUUACAGAUGUCUAGGAGCCAACCACACCGACUGUUGCAUGAGGACAAGAAGAGGGUGUCGGACGAGGAGAAGAGUACAGGUGAUCAAAAGGCCAAUGGCCGCCAAGAUACAAAGCAAGGCGUGCAAGGACCUGCCACGGAGGGGGAGCAGCAGAAAUCCGAGAGAACACACACGACCACGGUACAUGCCAAAGAAAACGUCAAAGAGGAAUACAUCGCUUUGAGAACAGUACCCGUAAUACUAAAGAAUGGCGGGCAAAAACUAGUCGUGAAUGCACUGCUGGACGACGCCAGUACCAAGACGUACGUAAAUAGUGAUGUCGCCGCUGAUUUAGGACUACAGGGCGAGAGUCGUAAAGUGACAGUCAACGUUCUUAAUGGCCAGGAAGAUAUUUCCGAGACGAUGCCGAUCGAGUGUGGGAUAGAGAGCUUAGAUGGCAAAAUAAACAUGAAGAUUACUGCGUUUACAGCGAAAAGAGUCACAGGCAACAUGAAAGCAGUUAACUGGGCCAGGUGUGCCAAGAACUGGAGCCACCUAAAAGAUAUAAACUUCCCUUAUCUGGGGCCACGCCCGAUUGUUGAUAUCCUGAUCGGUAUCGAUUAUGCUGAUCUACACUAUUCAAUCAAAGAUGUAAGAGGGAAACCAGGCAAGCCAGUGGCAAGAUUAACACCGUUAGGAUGGACAUGUAUCGGACAUCCCAGCGUAUGUCAUGAGAAGGGUUAUCGGACAAACUUUAUAGGUACUUACUUCAUGCGUGAGGGACCAAGUAUUGAGUUGGGCAACGCUAUUCGAAAGUUCUGGGAGAUUGAAGACGACGGAUUACAAAUGAAAACCAAGAUAUUAAAGCCAGAAGAUCAAAUCGCACUGGAAGCACUUAAGAAGUCAAUAAAGUUUGAAGAUGGACGAUACGAGAUUGGAGUACCAUGGAAGGAAGAGAAACCGCUCAUUCCAGACAACUACGAGACCGCGCUGCGGCGGUUGCAGAAUACAGAGAAACGGCUGUGCAGGGAUCCAGAGAUAGGAAAGAGUUACUCAGACGUGAUCAAUCAGUACGAAGAAAAGGGUUACAUAAGAAAGGUUCCAGAAACGGAGAAAAGGCCAAGCGAAUCAUGGUAUUUGCCCCACUUCGCUGUCGUAAGACUAGACAAAGAAACGACGAAGACGAGAAUCGUAUUUGAUGCGUCCGCUAAGUGCAGCGGGAUUUCCCUGAAUGACGUCAUUCACCAAGGACCCAAGUUGCAGCGUGAACUUUUCAGUGUUUUACUACGAUUUCGCAAGAACCCCGUAGCAUUAGUGUGCGACAUCGCAGAAAUGUACUUACGAAUAAGCCUAGCACCAKAAGACAGACCAUUUCAUCGAUUCUUGUGGAGAUCGUUGGAUCAGACUAGGGCACCAGAUGUGUACGAGUUCAAUAGAGUAGUUUUUGGGGUGAAUUCGUCACCAUUCCAAGCUCAGUUUGUCACGCAAGAGCAUGCGCUAAAGCAUAAAGAACAAUUUCCAGUGGCAGCAGAGACGAUUUUGAAGUCAACCUACAUGGACGAUAGCAUGGACUCCACUUCAGAUGACGACACAGGAAUAGAACUGUACAGACAGUUAUCAUAA
Messenger RNA from Actinia tenebrosa (Australian red waratah sea anemone), 2721 nucleotides. RefSeq lists its product as uncharacterized. The record is from RefSeq and is a predicted model, not a curated record. NCBI's taxonomy places the organism in Eukaryota, Metazoa, Cnidaria, Anthozoa, Actiniaria, Actiniidae.